Stegostoma tigrinum is the source of this 4812-nucleotide messenger RNA. Its product is annotated as lysosome-associated membrane glycoprotein 3. The record is from RefSeq and is a predicted model, not a curated record. Gene Ontology annotation, cellular component: membrane. The coding region runs from base 153 to 977 and encodes 274 amino acids. The transcript is spliced from 6 exons. Lineage: Eukaryota; Metazoa; Chordata; Chondrichthyes; Orectolobiformes; Stegostomatidae.
CUGCUUGGUGAUAUUGAAACACCUGCACCUCAUCGUGAAAAUUGUGCAAUUUUUGAUCUCACUUCCUACCUGUCUUAACUUUGUCCCGUGACUUAAGGCUUUAUUACUACGCAAGUGGCUUUUCAACAAACAGAUCUGAUUUGUGUCUAAGCAUGAACCGUUCGGGGUUGGUCAUUGGUUCGGUUAUUUUGUGCUUAUGUGCAAGUUAUGCUGCUUUGGAAGAAGGUGCUGCAUUACCAGAUAUGUUGAAUACAGUGACCAGUAUAGUUAAACCUAACACAACUCUCUCUAUGACUGCAUGGUCCAUGCAUGUCACCAACAUGACUGCACAGACUCUGUCAACUACCCAUGUGUUGACAACAGUGCCCCCUACUUUGACACCCAAUUUUUCACUGCCUGAAACUGGACAGUAUAAUGUUUCUAUCAAGAAUGUUAUUUGCAUCAAGGCAAGACUUGGAAUACAACUUUUUGUCAAAGAAAAUGCAGAGGAUCUGCACUUCAACGUUCCUCCAGCAAAGACUGUAGUUUCAGGGAAGUGUGGAAAUACUGCCUCCUGGAUUAUCCUAAAAUUUAAUUUGGGAUUUGUGAAUUUCACCUUUGUGAAGGAUGGAGAACAUUAUUACGUCAGUGAAAUAAGUGUUGCUCUGAAUACCAUGAAAAACUUGGAAAAAUCCUAUUCGGGUGCUAUGAAGAAUGUAAAGUUGUUCAAGACUACACUUGGGCAUUCUUACAAGUGCAAAAGCCAGCAGUUUUUGCCUAUUUCACCCAAUUCAUUAUGGAUUCUUCUUGUUGAUACUCAACUCCAAGCAUUUGAUGUUACUGGUGGAAACUUUGGGAAAAUGGAGGAAUGCUUCUUGGAUUAUAGAAUUAUUGUGCCCAUCUUCUUCGGAGUGUCUGUUUUUGUGUUGAUCAUCGUCAUAAUCAUCGUGUACUUGUAUUAUCGACAUCGAAGAUUUGCAGGCUAUCAGCGAAUCUGAAGAAAGAGAUUCCAAGCAGUUGAAGGAUGCUGACCAUCCUCUUCACUUAGUUUUCACUUGUCAUUAUUGUUGAAGAUGCACAUCUCAGCUGAACCAAACUCUCUUAACUUCCUCCCUAUUCAAGUUACACAGAUUGAUCUUGUUUUAAAUAUGCAUAUCGACAUACUGGUGGAGGAUUAGUUUACCACUGAGUCAUUAUAGUUCCAUAUGGUAUUAUUGCUUUUAUGUCUUUUAUACCAGAAGUAUUGAGAAUUAAAACUGUCAUGCUUUUGGUGUAGUGUAGCUUUUAUUUAAAAGAAGCUUAGCACUUCUCAUUUUGAAACAUAUUUUGUAGGCAAAUGCAUUUUGACUACGUUCUUGGAAUUUUUUUUAAAAUUUAAAUCUGCAAACAAAAUAUAAGUAAAGGGGUUUAAAUUGUUAGAGAUAGUAGGAACUGCCGAUGCUGGAGAAUCUGAGAUAACAAGGUGUGAAGCUGGAUGAACACGGCAGGCCAAGCAGCAUCCGCGGAGCAGGAAAGCUUGAUGUUUCAGGUCGAGACCAAAGAGAUUCUAUUCUGUAAAUCAGUUUCAUUCUAUUCUGUGAAUCAGUUUCAUUUUGUUUCAUACCAAAUGUGUUUUUCUCUAAACAUUAACAAUAAUUGGUCAUUUUAUGGAGAACAGCAAUAAUUAUUUCACUCAGUGUUGGCUGUCUUACUAUAUUCCUUUUUAGGUCUUUUAAAAUGUUAUAUGGAAUGAUUUUCUUUUGUGGAAUUAUCUUCAAAAUUUCUCUGCUUCAUGUGUCCUCUGCUUUUAGCAAUUUUGGUUAUAAAUGGUUUGACAACUGAAUUCAUCAAUUUUAGUUAUUUUUAAAUCUUCAAAUUUUGGAAAUGGAAAUGCAUGCAUUACUAACUCAGUGUGAAAUAAUUACAUUAAUGGUUGCUGGCAGUUUAUAAAUGUCAAAAAAAUUUCAAUAUCCUUUACAAUAGGUUACAAUUCUGAGAAGUACUUAUUACAUCUUUAAUUAUAAGCUUGUACCAACAAAUGUAAUAGGAUAAUGGAGCUGCAUAGGAUAAAGAUUCUUAAUUUUCUUGUAUUCUAUAUCAGAUAUUAAGAAAUAUUUGCUGAGGGUUUGCUUUGUUAUCUGCUUCUGCCAGUUGAAUUGAUGCGGGUUUCUGCUGAAGGAAACCGAAUGUUCGUGUAAUUAGAGCAAACUGAUAAGAGCUCCUGACUGAUGCUGAUUGCAGAAUCAAUACUAAUGCAUUUGAACUGGAGUUCCAAAAAGUGGAGGAUUGUAUUGAAAUGGCAUAUCCAUUUGGCUGUUCUCAAAGCUAUACCCAACUAGUCCAUACUUGCAAAAUGCAAAACAGUAUCCAACAUUAGAUGUGAUUUCACAGCGGGACAUUUGCUAAAUAGUCCUGAGUGUGAGAAGAAUUAUGCUGACCAACAAUUUUUAGAAUUGUCACCUGGGCUCAGGGUGAUGUCUUGUGCCUGUUGGAAGCUACAUAUUAAUACAUAGGGCCCCUGUUCUUUGCCACCAGAAAGAGCAUAUGCACACUGCAUCUGAAUCAUAUGAAAAAAAAGAUGAAAACAAUUCUCUAGUUCAUUUUUUUAAAAUCAACAACUCUAGUCAUCAUCCAACUGCUACAUUUUCAUUGGCAAUACCUGUGCCAAUCAGAACUUUCCUCUCAUGUAGUAUAAAUGUAAUUCUUGUGAAUUGUCCUAAUGAGAGCAUGGGUUUAGAAAUAUUUUUGAUAGCAUGAGGACCUUCCCUUUUUUAAAUUUGUUUGGUUAGAACAAAGAGUUUUAGCUUGCAAUCAUGUAACUCUGGAUGUGAGUUUGCUCACUGGAAGGUUUGUUUUCAGACGUUUUGACACCAUUCUAGGUAACAUCAGUGAGCCUCCGGUGAAGCGUUGGUGUUAUGUCCCGCUUUCUAUUUAUCUGUUUAGGGUUCCUUGGGUUGGUGAUGUCAUUUCCUGUGUUGGUGUCAUUUCCUGUUUUUUUUUCUUAGAGGGUGGUAGAUGGGCUCCAAAAUGAUGGGCUACCACCCAUUUCCUACCUACUAACCUCAUCCCACCUCCUUGACCUGUCUGUCUUCCCUGGACUGACCUAUCCCCUCCCUACCUCCCCACCUAUACUCUCCUCUCCACCUAUCUUCUUUUCUCUCCAUCUAUCUUCUUUUCUCUCCAUCUUCGGUCCACCUCCCCCUCUCUCCCUAUUUAUUCCAGAACCAUCACCCCAUUCCCCUCUCUGAUGUAGGGUCUAGGCCCGAAACGUCAGCUUUUGUGCUCCUGAGAUGCUGCUUGGCCUGCUGUGUUCAUCCAGCCUCACAUUUUAUUAUCUUGGAUUCUCCAGCAUCUGCAGUUUCCAUUAUCACUCAACAUCUAGAUAUGCAGGUGCGGGGAAAUGAAGCUGACUCCUUUGCUGACUGUUCGUCCUCAGUGAGGGGGAUGUCUGGGGGGGCAGAUGAAGACCCGGCAGGGCUUGGGCUAGGAUUGGGUGUAGAGCUGAAGCUGGGAACAGGGGUGGAGACUGUCUCGGGCAGAAGUGAAGUCAGCAGUGGCAGUCUGGUUGGCAGCAGUGGAAGUGAUGAGGGUGGUGAUGUCACUGGGAGAAGCCGAGGUAACUGCAUGGUCAAUGGCACUGGGCACAUUGAGGUCUUGUAUAGGGUUGGGUUCUGAAGUGGUAGAACAGACCUGUGUUUGGUGGUAAGCACAAGCUGGAGUAAGAAACAACACUGGACCUGGGGGAUCACAGCAGGUCAGGAAGCAUCAGAGAAGCAGGAACAUUGACUUUUCUGGUCAAGACCCUUCUUCAGAAUGAACACAGGUAGAAAGUUGUUUAAAAAUGGGAUGCGUGGUGUAGCACAAAAAGAAGAUCCAAUAUGCAGUUUAAACAUCCUUGGAUCCCUUAAGGGUUAGUUUUGACCUGAGACUGUGGUUGUUUAGUUGAUCAUUUGUAUCCUGCACAAUCGCAAAAUUUGUAGAUAUCUUUGAGUUCUUAGUGAAGAGAUGUUUCUCCAAUUUGCUUUGCUACCAGAUAUUGUUUUAAUUGAGAAACGGAGAGGAAGAAGAAAAGAAUCUUCCAGAUCUGUUGUUCCAACUCCAUUUGUCCUUUCUCUGAUCUGCCCAAAAGCAGUUGUCUUAAAGAAAGUUAAUUUGUGUAUUUUCAUGCUGAGAAAUUUGUGCUGAGUUUUUCAUCUUGAUAUGGAAAACUUCCAGAAAAAUGUGAAUCAAACAAGAAAUGGAAAUCUGAGUGACUGGUUUCAGUUAUUUUGAAAUGUUAAUUUCAGAGCAGACUGGAUCUUGUUUAUUAAUGGUUUCAUGAAGUUUGGUCAGGUGAUCAUUGUGGCCAUCUUUUAUUACUUCAGUGUUUUUCCUUUUGAAGCCAUUUUAAUAUGUUGAAAAACCCAGGUAUUAAGAUCAGAGGAUGGAAAUUACAAUUUGAUGGUCCAUUUUUACCACAGUCAUAACAUGUUUGAGCCUCUGAUUUCAUCUGUGAAACUCUUCUAUCGGAAAUUGUAACUUCCAAGGCAAUUUACGUGUAGGUCCCUGUGCCAGAAUUUCCACAGAAUUCCAAUGCACAUCUAAGUGUUACUCCUGGUCUCGGGCAAUCCAGAAACUGGAAAAUCAUGUUGAUCAAUUAAUUGACAUUUGAAUGAUACUUUCAUUAUGUAAGCUUUAAACCAUAAUUACUUCAUUUUGUUAGUUUGAUAAAAUAAUUACUUUAGUAAUAGCAGCCACCGUAGUCUUGUGAGCAGGGCUGAUUGACUUUUAUAGAAAUAAAAUUUUAUUCUUACCUUCUGUCAACUUUAAAUGUGGAUAACAUGAUCUGUACAUUUGUAGUGUCAUUUAUAGCCA